GUCAGGAGCCACCUCUUGGGUCCGGCGGGCGCCUUCGCCCUGGGCGGCUCGCCCACCCCGGGCUCGCUGCCCACGGUGCCAGCUCUGCCGUAGAUCUCCCCAGCCCGCCGCAGCGGCCUAUGCUCGACGGCCCCUAGAAGCCUGUUUGUCUGCACAGCCCAGGACCUCCGGCCCCAUGGAGCCUCCGAUCCCACAGAGCGUCCCCUUGACUCCCAGCUCAGUCAUGGUCCAGCCCCUCCUGGACAGCCGUAUGGCCCACAGCCGGCUCCAACACCCCCUCACCAUCCUCCCCAUCGACCAGAUGAAGACCAGCCACGUGGAGAAUGACUACAUCGACAAUCCCGGCCUGGCACCCCCCACUGGCCCCAAGCGGACCCGGGGUGGAGCCCCAGAGCUGGCCCCGACGCCGGCCCGCUGUGACCAGGACGUCACCCACCACUGGAUCUCCUUCAGCGGGCGCCCCAGCUCUGUGAGCAGCAGCAGCAGCACGUCCUCUGACCAGCGCCUCUUAGACCACAUGGCGCCCCCACCCGUGGCUGACCAGGCCUCCCCAAGGGCCGUGCGCAUCCAGCCCAAGGCCAUCCACUGCAAGCCGCUGGACCUCAAGGGCCCGGCCGUCCUCCCAGAGCUGGACAAGCACUUCUUGCUGUGCGAGGCCUGUGGGAAGUGUAAGUGCAAGGAGUGCGCGUCCCCCCGGACGUUGCCCUCCUGCUGGGUCUGCAACCAGGCGUGCCUCUGCUCGGCCCAGACGCUGGUCAACUACGGCAGCUGCAUGUGCUUGGUGCAGGGAGUCUUCUACCACUGCACCAACGAGGACGACGAGGGCUCCUGCGCCGACCACCCCUGCUCCUGCUCCCACUCAAACUGCUGCGCCCGCUGGUCCUUCAUGGGCGCCCUCUCCCUGGUGCUGCCCUGCCUGCUCUGCUACCUGCCCGCCACCGGCUGCGUGAAGCUGGCCCAGCGCGGCUACGACCACCUGCGCCGCCCUGGGUGCCGCUGCAAGCACACGAACAGCGUCAUCUGCAAGGCAGCCGCUGGGGAUGCCAAGGCCAGCAGACCCGACAAGCCUUUCUGACACUUGGGGUCAAGUCCCAGCGCUCCCCCUGGACACUUUGUUCACCUUCUGACACCUGAGAAGACCACCACGGGGAGGCCAGAGGUUUGAGCAUCCUGAGGCUGACCCUGCUAGUCGGCCCACUCCCCAGCCCCAGCUUCUGAAGAAAUAGAGACCACCAUCACCCACCCUUCUCUUCCCCAAAAGGAUGAAGAAGCACUCUGGGUUUGUUUGUUUGUUUGUUUCAGGGUCCUGGAACUUUGUGUGAAACAGAGAGUGGCAGGGGCGUGGUGUGGUUUGGGGGUGAUUUUUCUUUUUCAGAAGAUGGAACACAGAUGCGGACACAUAUCCGGAAGUUGCAGCUGCUUGAAUGCCUUCCCAGCCCUCCUCCCUCCCUCCCUCCCCGCUCUUCUGCAUUCUCUCUGGCUGCCUGGGAGGAAUCGGUAACUGAGUGGCCAGGGGACCUUGGAAGAAGACCCUUGGAGUCUUGCCGUCUAUGCCGUCUUCUCCCAGCCUCCAUCCCGGUCUGCCCUGACACCUUGGGGAAGCUGUAGACCCUGGCGGUCCCUGUUGUAUAUAUUUGGGAGCCCCCCUCGUUCCUCGCUCUACCCGGAACCACGGAUGGAUUUAGGAACCACUGCACAGUACAUUUUCUCCCUUCCAGCUUCCUCAUUAACUCUCGGGGGUGUUCCAUUCAUAACACCGUCCUUCGGCUCUUACCGAGUCACAGACUCACCUGCCUGCCACGUGUCCCAAGUUCUCUCUACCCAGGUCCUUUCCAGAAACUCUAUGGGUAGAGUAGAGAAGGCCGGAGUGGCAAAUUCGAGACCAAAUAGCAUUUUGCCAAUGAGUCUGAGGCUGUGGUCUCUGGAUCCAGUCAUUAUGUUUUUAUAGAAUCAUUAAACCAGAUGCUAACGGUGUUUUAGAAAAUAAUAAUAAAACACUUGCUUCCUUUUGGGCCA
Hippopotamus amphibius kiboko is the source of this 2016-nucleotide messenger RNA. RefSeq names its product sprouty RTK signaling antagonist 4 (gene SPRY4). The coding region runs from base 176 to 1075 and encodes 299 amino acids. Gene Ontology annotation, cellular component: membrane; cytosol. The record is from RefSeq and is a predicted model, not a curated record. NCBI's taxonomy places the organism in Eukaryota, Metazoa, Chordata, Mammalia, Artiodactyla, Hippopotamidae. The transcript has 2 exons. Gene Ontology annotation, biological process: negative regulation of Ras protein signal transduction; negative regulation of fibroblast growth factor receptor signaling pathway; animal organ development.